This is a messenger RNA of Cottoperca gobio, 3022 nucleotides long. It is a transcript of the gene tgfa, whose product is annotated as transforming growth factor, alpha. Gene Ontology annotation, molecular function: epidermal growth factor receptor binding; growth factor activity. The coding region runs from base 336 to 1145 and encodes 269 amino acids. Lineage: Eukaryota; Metazoa; Chordata; Actinopteri; Perciformes; Bovichtidae. The record is from RefSeq and is a predicted model, not a curated record. The transcript has 8 exons. Gene Ontology annotation, biological process: positive regulation of mitotic nuclear division; epidermal growth factor receptor signaling pathway; positive regulation of cell population proliferation.
CUCUCUGUCUCUAAUUGGUCAGCCUCUACAGGAUUACACGAGUUUCCUCAAUUGAACACAGAGAAGUUAAACGCUCGGACAUCCUGCUGCAGACUCUCGUGCUUUUGGCUGAAAAAAGGGGAAAAAAGCUCGACCACAGUUACUUUUCAACGCCAGUCGAUCAGAUAUGUGUAAAUGACAUUAGUCGACAGGUCUGCGCUGUGAUAACGAGAUUACAUAUUUUCUGUGCUGAUUUUUGCUGCUGCAACACUAAUCACAAAUGUGGUUGUUAAACACACGCCCGCAUUUCGGAGAAGCUGCCUGUCAAUUUACUUUAGUUUAGACCACAAGUCGUCAUGAUGACUCGGAUUUUCUGGGAUACAAUUUUCCUCAUAAGCGGUACUUUUAGUAUGUCUGUGAUACUCAAGGGUUCCCUCUUUACAUUUGGAGCAGGACCGAGCAAUUCCACAAUUAUUGAAGCCAGCUUUUCCAUCGAUACAAACUCCACUGCUGCCCCGAACACCUCAACAAGCAGCUCUGCAACAACCAGCAGCAGAAGCACAACUAUCACAACUAUCACACCUGCUACAACAACUACCAUCGCUCCAGUUGAUAGUUCCCUCUUUACAUAUGGGGCAGGACUGAGCAAUACGACAAUUAUUGAAGCCAGCUUUUUCAUCGAUAUAAACUCCACUGCUUCUCCAAACACCUCAACAAGCAGCUCUGCAACAACCAGCAGCACAAACACAACUUCCACAACUAUCAUACCUGCUACAACAACUACCAUCCCUCCAGUUAAAAAGUUUGUGGCAGCAGCUGUUCGCUCUCAUUUCGAUGACUGUCCGGACUCCCAUCGCCAUUUCUGCUUCCACGGCACAUGUCGCUUCCUGAUAUUAGAGGAGACGCCUGCAUGUGUGUGUCACCCGGGCUUUGUUGGGAUGAGGUGUGAGCAUGCAGACCUGCUUGCUGUAGUAGCAACUAAUCACAGACAGCAGACCGUUGCCACAGUGCUGGUGUUGUGUGUGAUUGGUUGUGUGCUCAUCAUGGUGUUGUGUACACUUUUACAUUGCUGGUGGAGGCAGGACUGUCGCAGGCGGAGCCACGCACAUCACUACGUACCAGAGAAGCACGGAGCAUCCUGCCAUCCUUCUGAGAGCGUGGUUUGAGAAGACAUCUUGCUGGAAUGUGAGCUGUUUGCAUCAUGGCGUGUUUAGUUUUCCUCAUCUCUCGGGCCCACAAAUCCUCAGGAUUGCAUCCAAAGACCUGGCCAGAGGCGAAGAAGCAUUAUCGUCAACGUGGCUAAGGUAGGCCUGCUGGAUGUGGGAGGAUAACCGUUCCAUGACAUUUUUUUUUUCCCACUGACUGGGCCUUUUGACCUGCAGCACCUUAGGAACGUGUUUACUUCACUCUUUGAAUCUGUGGAAUUACACGCAAGCACUGCAACAGCCUGUUUGAAGCUCUCAGGGUGAAGCUGCCGCCUACAUAAGAAGAGCUCCGAGUGUCCAGAUUACAGUUCAUGGCCUAGAGGACACAGGAAUGAUCUAUGAGGCCAUUAAUCAUCCUGUGUGGAUGUUUCAUAGGAAUGGUGUUUAUUUUGGGCUGCGGGACAACAAUAAUUAAUUUCAGUCAGAAAACCACCAAUUCCUAUUUUUGUCUUUUAAUAACUUUGAGCACUUUUCAUCAGAACUCUACAAGCACAUUUAUAAGAAAUGAAGGUGGGGGAAAACUGAUGCUUUAAAGUUUUAGUGUCUGUUUUUAAAGAAGGAACUCACUUCACCUGACAGGAGUAGGAAUUGUCAUAUGGACUGACUGCUAGUGGAUUAAAAACCCUGGACUUCAAUCGGUAAUUAUACAGAACUGAAAAUUGUUUCAAUGAUUUGAUGACUCCAGCAUUGCUACUGAAGCUGAAAUAUUUGUUUUAUUUUUUAUUCCUGAGCUGUACUUGAACGUGUUCAUGCAUCAGAGGUGUUUUUUAAUUUGCAAGCUAUAACUGCACCACCGUCCUAUUGUAUUGUUGCACUUUUCUGCAAGCUUGCUCAAUGUUCAUAAAGAACUGCUCUUACUGUACAAUGUAGUCACUUGAAAAAGUGGCCACAUAAUGAGAGAUGCCAAAUACACUUUCUAACUUUGCCUGAAUGAGCACUGAAGGGAAGAGGCAUGCAGUUUGUACACAUCCACCUAAAGCAUGCACGCUCUUAAAUCUUUUAAAGAACACAAAACACUUUUUUUAUUUCAAGAGUGGCGUGUUAUAGCAUUGCGUCUGCUUUGAAUUUAAAUGCUUAUAAAGAGAGAAAGCGCCUCUGAAGGUUAAUUUAAAACAAAAUAUUUAAGAUUUUCUUUAAAAAACUGGAAUAAUAAUAAUCAGUGAGAGAAUACAAAAGUGUGUACGCGUUUGUGUGAGAAGAAAAAACAACUUUAAAAUGAAUGUGAUGGUAUUUAUAUGCCAAAUAAAAAGAGGGGAUGUUACACUUGUCUUUGUUUACAUUUUGCGAUGAUAUUUACAUUCAGAAUAUGUGUUUGUGUAAAUAUAAAAAAGACCGAAAUAUUCAAUGUGUAAAUAUACAUAUAUAUGGUGUCAGUAUAAAUUCAUCUGAAAAGUGAUCUUAUGCAUUAACCCUUUACUUGUUCAGAUUUAUGUUUUUGCAAUUGGAAAGCCUCUAUUAUCUGCUUUUGCUUUCCAAUGAAGAAUUAAAACUGCAAGUGUGUAUGUGUGAAUAUUUUUUUUAUUUAUUUAUGUGCUUAUUAACUGCUGCUCCAUCUUUCGAGUCAGUAAGCUGAUCCAUCGCGUGACCUUCUUUUCACUUCUGAAGCUCUUUCAUUUUUUUCUCUCUCUCUCUCUUCAAAUUCCCCCGAUUCUCUGUCCCUCUGCUUCUUUAUUUUUCUCUUCCACUGAAUAUUUCAAGACACAGAAAUGGCAACAUGAAUCCCUGAACCCCGGGCACAAUUGAACAAAGAGCCGAACUCUUGAGUGCUUUUCAUAGCUGAAGGAAAUGUUUCAGCCCUCUUCUAUAUUGCCAUUCAGUUUAUUUAUUUGUCUUUUUGU